This is a messenger RNA of Plasmodium fragile, 819 nucleotides long. RefSeq lists its product as uncharacterized. Gene Ontology annotation, cellular component: cytosolic large ribosomal subunit. The transcript has 3 exons. The record is from RefSeq and is a predicted model, not a curated record. Lineage: Eukaryota; Apicomplexa; Aconoidasida; Haemosporida; Plasmodiidae. Gene Ontology annotation, molecular function: structural constituent of ribosome; RNA binding. Bases 1 to 819 code for a protein of 272 amino acids. Gene Ontology annotation, biological process: maturation of LSU-rRNA from tricistronic rRNA transcript (SSU-rRNA, 5.8S rRNA, LSU-rRNA).
AUGGCGGUAAGAAGGAGAGAGCGCUACAUGAGUUCAUUGAGUGAUAUACAGAUGGAUAGGUACGAAGAAGAGAAAAAAGAUGUGGGGAAGAAUAUGAUGAGCUUGAGGAAGAAGAAGCUGAGCAAGUACCUCGAGCUGAAGGAGAAGAAUAAGAAGAAGAUGAAGGCACAGAAAUUGAUCAACAAGAAGAAGCGAACCGAACUGCGACUACGUACACUGCGAUAUGAGAAGGAGUACGAAGAGGAACGAAAGAAAAUCGUACAACUUAAAAGAGAAGCAAGGAAAAACAAUUGCUUCUACAGGGAAGCGGAAAAGAAAGUCGUUUUUGUGAUCAGAUUGAAGGGUGUGAAUAAACUGUCCCCAAAGGUUCGAACCGUCUUUCGUCUCCUGAGGUUGCUUCAAGUACAUAACGGAGUCUUCGUGAAGGUGAACAAGGCUACAAAGGAAAUGCUAAAAAUUGUGGAGCCAUUCGUUACGUAUGGUUACCCAACCGUUUCGACCAUCAGGAAGUUAGUGUACAAAAGAGGUUACAUCAAAGUAGGAAAAGUGAGAAGGUAUGCCAGGAAAAAAAUUCAGGACAACAAUGAAAUUUCAAAACACCUAGGAAAAUAUAAUGUGCAUGGAAUUGAAGACAUGAUUUACCAACUGUACACUUGCGGGCCCGCUUUUAAAAAAGUAAAUAAUUUUCUGUGGGCCUUUAAGCUCAAGCCCCCCAAGAAAGGUUUCAAGGCCAAGCGACACGCAUUUAAUGAGCCCAGGCCAGGUGAUUGGGGAAACAGGGAGAACCACAUAAAUGAAUUAAUCAAGAGGAUGAUCUAA